AUGAAGCAAGCUGUUGUCAAACAGGGCCUGAACGUCCACAUCGUGGAUUCUCCGAUUCCCGAACCAAAUGCCGACCAAAUAGUCAUCAAAGUCAUAGCCAGCGGCGUCAAUCCCAAAGACUGGAAGCUUGCGGAUCUCUUUGGACUCUCCAUGGUUCCAGGCGAUGACGUCGCAGGCGUCAUCCACCAAGUUGGAUCCAACGUCACCGAAUUCAAGCCCGGGGACCGCGUUGCUGCAUUCCACGGCCCUGGAGAACCACACGGCACUUUCGCCGAAUACACUGUUGUCCAGGCAAACACUACGUUUCGCCUCCCCGAUAAGAUUAGCUUCGAGGAAGCAUCCACCAUUCCGCUAGCCGCUUUCACAGCCGCCAGCGGCCUAUACCUCCACCUCCGCCUCCCCACCCCCUGGCUCCCCAGCCCAGAGACCGCGGAGCCCAUUCCCCUCGUCAUCUACGGCGCCUCCUCCGGCGUCGGCGCGUUCGCCAUCCAGCUCGCCCGCCGCAGCAACAUCCAUCCGCUCAUCUGCGUUGCUGGCAAAUCGCAGUCCUUCGUCGAGACGCUCAUCGACCGGAGCAAGGGCGACACCAUCAUCGACUACCGCGACGGCGACCUUGCUGCCAACAUCGAGAGUGCUCUGCAGGGCCGCAAGCUGCUGCACGUCUUCGAGGCCGUGUCGGCGUCGCCCAGCGAUGAGGUGCUGCAGCGCGUGCUGGCGCCGGGCGGGACCAUGGCCCAGAUCUUGCAUUCGUUCGAGAAGGAGUACAAGAUUGUGCGGGACGAUGUGACGUGCACGGCGACUGAUGUUCGUCGGGUGUUCACGGACAGUCAGGAUUUUGGGUUCGUGUUGAGCAGGUAUCUGGGCAGGGCGCUGCAGGAAGGCUGGUUCAAGCCGCAUCCUCAUCAGGUGGUAGCUGGGGGACUAGAUGGCGUUCAUGAUGCGUUGUUGAAUUUAAAAGAGGGCAAGGCAAGCGCGUUCAAGUAUGUUCUCAGGAUCGGAGAAUAG
Lasiodiplodia theobromae is the source of this 1005-nucleotide messenger RNA. Its product is annotated as alcohol dehydrogenase. Lineage: Eukaryota; Fungi; Ascomycota; Dothideomycetes; Botryosphaeriales; Botryosphaeriaceae. Gene Ontology annotation, molecular function: oxidoreductase activity, acting on NAD(P)H. The transcript is spliced from 4 exons. The record is from RefSeq and is a predicted model, not a curated record. Bases 1 to 1005 code for a protein of 334 amino acids.